Molecule: messenger RNA, 2165 nt
Organism: Phragmites australis (common reed)
Lineage: Eukaryota; Viridiplantae; Streptophyta; Magnoliopsida; Poales; Poaceae
Product: heat stress transcription factor A-4d-like
Exons: 3
Coding region: 572-1954 (460 amino acids)
Biological process (GO): regulation of transcription by RNA polymerase II
Cellular component (GO): nucleus
Molecular function (GO): DNA-binding transcription factor activity; RNA polymerase II cis-regulatory region sequence-specific DNA binding
Source: RefSeq, a predicted model, not a curated record
GAUGCGUGCGCAACCCCGUCCACGUUCGAAUCGCGACGCCGCGCGCGCCCCGGACCGGACACCCCCCACCUUAUAAGACCUCCGCGCCGCGCCUGCACCGGCGGCGCCUGCCAUCCACCCGCCUCCGGUUCCUCGGCCCCUUUGCCUGCCGCUGCCGCGCCACUUCCGCGACACACCAAAGCCGAGCCCUGGCGCGUCAGAAUUGGAGGAAGCCGCCGUCGGCGCUUGGUGCGCGCGAGCUGAUGAGGUUUGCGUGAGGUGGUUCUUCUCCCGUUUCGUGGUGCUGGCUCUUCGUGCGGCUCGUGCUUUCCUCGUCCCCAGUCGACAGAGAGGAGAAGCGCUUGCGGCGAAAGGCGAAAGGGGGAUCAGAAAAAGUUCAGCAGGUCGAUCGAAAAGUCGAUGUCAUUGCGGCAACUUGGUGAGAAUUUUUGCUACAUUUCAGUGUGAACUUGGUGGUUAAGACUUGGGAAGCGGCGUUGAGACCGAGUUAGCUUCUGCCUCCAUCAUUAGUUGGGUUAGUUGAUACUGACCGCUCUUGGGGAGAGAGAGAGAGAGAGAGACGGAGGCCAGCAUGGAGGGUUCCCAGUCGCACGGCGGCGGAGGAGGAGGAUCGAGCUCUCCGACGCCGUUCCUGAUCAAGACCUACGAGAUGGUGGAGGACCCGGCGACCAACCACGUCGUGUCGUGGGGCCCCAGCGGCGCCAGCUUCGUCGUGUGGAACCCGCCGGACUUCUCGCGGGACCUGCUGCCCAAGUACUUCAAGCACAACAACUUCUCCAGCUUCAUUAGGCAGCUCAACACCUACGGUUUCCGAAAAAUCGAUCCCGAGAGAUGGGAAUUUGCAAACGAGGACUUCAUAAGGGGCCACACGCACCUUCUGAAAAACAUCCAUCGGCGCAAACCAGUGCACAGCCACUCGUUGCAGAACCAAAUGAACGGGCCAUUAGCGGAGUCCGAAAGGCGCGAGCUUGAGGACGAGAUCAGCAUGCUCAAGUACGAGAAGAGCCUGCUCCUGGCGGAUCUCCAGAGGCAGAACCAGCAGCAGUGUGGGAUCAACUGGCAGAUGCAGUCGUUGGAGGAAAGCUUGAUGCAAAUGGAGCAACGGCAGAAGAAUAUCAUAGCCUCCUUGUGUGACAUCCUGCAGAGACACGGGGCUGUCUCAGGCUCUCUACCGAGGACAGAGGCUAACCAUUUCAGCAAGAAGAGGAGGGUUCCAAAGAUUGAUUUCUUCGUCGACGAUCCGGUGGUCGAAGAACAGCAGGUGCCGUACCUGCAGGCACUGGGUGCUGAAACACCAAGCAUGUCUCCGAUCCGCCUUGUGAAUGCUGAACCAUUCGAGAAGAUGGAGCUGGCCUUGGUCUCCCUGGAGAAACUCUUCCAGAGAGCAAGCGAUGCGUCUUGUGAAGACAUGUACACUGGUGCUGCUGCUGAACCCAACCCUGCUCUAACCCUUGGAGAGAUGCACUCGGGACAAAUGGACACCAACAUCAAUCCGCAGUCAUCAGCUGGCCUGAAUCCCUUUUCUACGAGCGCAGGGCAUGCCCAAUCGUCUUCUCCAUUGGCAGAAUCUCCGAGUUACAUGCAGAGCCCGAUGCUGCCAUUAGCAGAGCUCCAUGACCAUGAAGAUGCUCAUCGGAGAGCUGAAGUCAAUAUGAACUCCGAGACCACCUCCGCUGAUACUUCGCAAGAUGAGACCACCGCUGAAAGUGGAGCUUCCCAUGCACCGGAAAAGGUGAACGAUCUAUUCUGGGAGCGGUUUCUCACGGAAACUCCCCAAUCUUGCCACGCCGGCAAGGCCGAGUCAGGAGGACAAGACGCUGACAGUAGAAGAGAGGCAACAGAAACAAAUGAAGAUUUGAAGAUUGCCGUAGACUGCAACUAUCUUCAUCACCGGGAAAAGGUUGAUCAGAUCACUGAGCAGAUGGGGCAGCUUGCCUCAGCUGAGAAUGCCUGAUGGCACAUUAGUUCAUUUGUAGUGUAACUGCGCUCUGUACAUUGUAGUUUAUGCCACCUGGUAAUACACCUAGCUUAGCCUUUAUAUAGCAUUUCUUACUGUAAAUUAUGUGCUGACAUCUGUAUAUUGUGUCCUUAGUUCAUUUGUAAUGUAACUGCGCUCUGUACAUUGUAGUUUAUGCCACCUGGUAAUACACCUAGCUUAGCCUUUA